Molecule: messenger RNA, 762 nt
Organism: Lobosporangium transversale
Lineage: Eukaryota; Fungi; Mortierellomycota; Mortierellomycetes; Mortierellales; Mortierellaceae
Exons: 2
Coding region: 1-762 (253 amino acids)
Source: RefSeq, a predicted model, not a curated record
AUGCACCCAUCACCUAAAACCCUUGUCGUCUUUGGUGCAACUGGCCAACAAGGAGGAUCUGUUAUCAACUUUGUCCUUGAUCAUCCAGAACUAUCUAGCCAAUACAAGAUUCGAGCUGUGACACGCGUCCCAUCGAAGCCAGCUGCUCAAGCCUUGCAAGAGCGAGGAGUCGAGGUCGUUAAAGCAGAUCUGUAUGAUAGAGAAUCGCUCGAUAAAGCUCUCAGAGGCGCACAUACUGUCUUUGGGAUGGUUACCACGACCUAUGAUGACAGUAUCUACACUAAAGAAAUUAUCCGAAGCAAGAACUUAGCAGACGCAGCCGUAGCUGCAGGUGUCCAGUAUAUCAUUUACAGCAAUGAUGGAACCUAUGUGAUAUUCAAUACUGUUCCUCCUCAGAGUGCGAUUGAGUGCUACGAUCCUGUUGCUGACACUGGCAAGUUUACAAAUGUUAUCCUUGCUGAACCGGAUAAAUUUGAAGGCAAGACUCUGUGUGCAGCAGCAUACUCUUACUCGUUUGAAGAUAUAGCAGAGCUGAUCAGUACAGCAUCAGGCAAGACUGUCAAGUAUAAGCAGAUUUCUGUAGAUGAGUAUGAUCGUAUGAUGCCAGUUCAAAACAGAAUUAUCGGUGACCUUAUGCUUUACGUGUCAGAACAUGGUUGCUUUCAUCCGAAUGAGGAGGAGCAUGAAUGGGCGACCAAGCAUAUCGGCAAGUUGACCACGUUUGAAGAAUACCUCCAGAAGAACCCACUCGAGCUGCAGUGA